CAUUUCUUCAAAGUUUUCUAGAGAGGAGUUUGUGUUUGUCUGAAUAUGCGAGAGAUUAUUCAUUUGCAAGCAGGUCAAUGCGGUAAUCAAAUAGGAUCUAAGUUUUGGGAAGUUAUUUCGGAAGAACACGGUAUAGAGGCGGAUGGAAAGUUUCGUGGACAAUCCGAUUAUCAAUUAGAGAGAACAAACGUCUACUAUCAUGAAGUUUCGGGUGGACUUUAUGUACCGAGAGCAAUUCUGGUUGAUUUAGAACCGGGAACUUUAAAUGUUAUCAGAUCCAGCAAAUACGGUGGUUUGUUCCGACCGGAUAACUUUAUCAAUGGUCAAAGUGGAGCUGGAAACAAUUGGGCAAAGGGUCAUUAUACAGAGGGAGCCGAACUGAUCGAACCUAUUAUGGAUGCUGUUCGAAAAGAGGCGGAAGUCUGCGAUUGUUUACAGGGCUUCCAACUUUGUCAAUCUUUAGGAGGGGGAACUGGAUCCGGAUUGGGGACUCUUCUAAUUUCAAAAGUUAGGGAAGAGUAUCCCGACAGAAUAAUGAAUACAUUUUCAGUUCUUCCUUCGCCAAAAGUUUCGGAUACCGUUACCGAAGCAUACAAUUCUACUUUAUCCAUACAUCAAUUGUUAGAGAAUACCGACGAAACAUAUUGCAUAGAUAACGAGGCGCUAUACGAUAUUUGCAAUAGAACCUUAAAACUUCAGAAUCCCACCUAUGGCGAUCUGAAUCAUCUCGUAUCAUCUACAAUGUCGGGUGUAACAACUUGUCUUAGAUUCCCUGGCCAACUGAAUGCCGACCUAAGAAAAUUGGCAGUGAACAUGGUACCUUUUCCUCGGUUACACUUCUUUAUUACUGGCUUUGCACCCCUAACCGCUAGAGGAAAGGAGCAUUAUACCGCCCUGACAGUUCAAGAGCUUACUCAACAGAUGUUCGACGGAAGGAACAUGAUGGCCGCGUGCGACCCACGAAAUGGUAAAUAUUUAACAGUUGCAGCCAUGUUCCGUGGGAGAGUAUCGAUAAAAGAGGUCGACGAACAGAUGUUAAAUAUCCAAAACAAAAAUAGCCCCUAUUUUGUCGAAUGGAUACCAAACAACGUGAAAACAGCAGUUUGCGACAUACCGCCAAAAGGUCUAAAAAUGUCAGUGACCUUUAUUGGCAAUAGUACAGCCAUACAGGAAAUGUUCAGGAGAAUAGCUGAUCAAUUCAAAACAAUGUUCAAUCGAAAGGCAUUUCUUCAUUGGUACACAGGUGAAGGGAUGGAUGAAAUGGAGUUUGACGAAGCCUAUUCGAAUAUAACAGAUCUAAUAUCAGAGUACCAACAAUAUCAAGAUGCUAAAAUCGACGAUUGUGAUGAUGCGUUCGAAAAUUACGACGAGGAAGAAGAGGGUUGA
Molecule: messenger RNA, 1386 nt
Organism: Dimorphilus gyrociliatus
Lineage: Eukaryota; Metazoa; Annelida; Polychaeta; Dinophilidae
Source: the annotation of a GenBank genome assembly